Molecule: messenger RNA, 4351 nt
Organism: Chlamydomonas reinhardtii
Lineage: Eukaryota; Viridiplantae; Chlorophyta; Chlorophyceae; Chlamydomonadales; Chlamydomonadaceae
Exons: 6
Coding region: 281-2938 (885 amino acids)
Molecular function (GO): RNA binding
Source: RefSeq, a predicted model, not a curated record
GCUUUUGCGGUUGGCCUAGGUUGCAAAACAGCGAGCACAGGACUGGAGCAAUCCACGGGAGCAAUCGCUGUCGUUGGCCUGGAGACUGCCCCGUUUCAUGAAGUUGAAUCUGUUAUGCUUGCAAUAGGUACCAUUAUGCUGUAGGCAAAAAACAGCAACGACAAGACAAGUGCACCUUCUGCCGACAUAAUUUCUGUGCCCCGACAUAGGACAACGCAGCACAGAAACAACAUCUGACAAGUUAUAAUCUUGGAUCAGCUGCCCCGGCGAGAGAAGGCGCAUGGACGGGGCCGGCGGGGGCAAGCGGGGGCGGGAGCCCGCUGCAUACGCCGCCGGACACGAUAUGAGCAUGAAGCAAGCUCGGCCAGAUGAAGCGGCGAUGUAUGCAUACGGCGCAUAUCAAUAUGGCUACGGGCAGCCCGCAUACGGUUACAUGCAGCAGCCUAUGCCAGUCCAAGGGGACAUGAUGCCAAUGGCUCUGCAGAUGCAGUACCCCAUGCAGGUGCAGCAGACACAGCAGGGAAUGGGAAUGGGCAUGGGGAUGGGCAUGAGCGGCAUGCAGGGAUCAGGCGACGCUGCGGCAGGUGCCGGUGGUGGCACCAUGCAGAUGCAGCCGUCGCAGCUGCCACAGGUGGCUGCCGGGGCCCCCGCACUGCAGCCAGCGCCAAUGCAGCCGCAACAGCUGCAGCAGCCGCAACAACCGCAGCAGCAACAACAGCAACAGCAGCCGCCCAUGCAACAACAGCAGCAGCAGCAGCCACACAUGCAACAGCAACAGCAGCAGCCAAUGCUGCAGCAACAGCAGCAGGGCACGCAAGGACAGGCGGUCGGUGUCAACAGUAACCUGGCGGCCGCGCUCGCCACGCUCAGCCAGAGCCAGCUCACAAACUUGGCUGGGCUGCUGGGGACAGGGCAAGCCACAAAUGUGCCACAGCAAGGACAGGCAGCGGAGCCGGCGGGGCAGCAGAAGCAAAGCGCGCCAGUUGCUGAGGUGCAGCCGCAGGCACAGCAGCAGUACCCCCAGUACGUGCAGCAGCAACAGCAGCAACCGGCUGUUCAGGGCUCCUCUAUGCAAGGCCAGCAACUGUACGGCGGUGGCAUGCAGCCGCCGCAGCAGCAGCAGCAGCAGCAGCAGCAGCAGCAGUACCAGCAACAAUUGUAUCAGCAGCAACCGCAGUCGUACGAGCAACAGCAAUACCAACAGUGCCCGCAGCAGCAGCAGCAGCCAUACCAGCAGCCACUCCAGCAGCCGCAAGGUGCGGCGCAGCAACAGGCAGUGCAACCGCAACAGCAGCAGCAGCAGCAGCAGCAGUACGUUCAGACACCGUACCAGCAGCCGCAGCAACAGGCGCAGACGCAGUUACAACAGCAGCAGCAACCGCUGCCGCCCCAGCAGCUGCAGCAGCCGGGCUCAACACACGCUGGUGCGGCUUCCAACCAAACCAGCGGCGGCGGUACCGCCCCCAGUCAGCAGCCGCAGCAGCUGCAACAGCCACAGCAACAGGCGCCGCAGCAGCAAAAGGCGGCUGCCGGCACCGGCACAAGCGGCCCCACGCUGUUCAUUCCCGCGGACGCCACCGCCUCGCUGUACAUCGACAAGCUGCCGCUGGACGUGACGCGGCGCGAGAUGUCACACAUCUUCCGCAACCUGACCGGCUUCAAGGCCUUCCGCCUGGUGUUUAAGGACACCGCUCGCGAGAAGUCCGUCAAGUGCUUCGUGGACUUUGCGGACGUGCAGACCGCCUCGCACGCGCUCAAGGCACUCAGCGGCUACCAGCUAGACACCGAUCUGGAGUCCUCCAUGAUCAUCUUCCCCGAGUACGCCCGCCCUCUCAAGGAGUCCAGCAAGGCGGGCGGCCGGGGCGGAGGCGGAGGCGGUACAGUGCUGGACCCGCCGCCACACAGCGCGAGCGUGCUGGCAGACGGCAACGUGCGGGUGGACGGUGGUCCCGGCCCGGGUAUGGGCGGCAGCGGCAUGGGGAUGGGAGCAGGCAUGGGCAGCGCUGGCGGAGUGGGAGGCGGCGGCGGCCGGCCAAACACGCCCGGCGCGCCGGGUAGCGGCGCCGGCGCAGGUGGGACCGGUGUCAGCGGACCGCCUUCUGGAAGGUCAGAUGGCGGGACGUACAUCGACGGCAGCUAUACGACGGGCUUCGACGGUGGGCCGGGCGGACCUGCCGGCGGCAGGCCUGCUCAAGCCAUGAGCAUGGGGCCGGGCAUGGGGCCGGGCAUGGGUCCGGGCAUGGGGCCGGUGCCCGCUGGACCCAUGGUCAUGGUCAUGGGCCCGGGGCCGCAGGGCAUGGGACCGGGUGUGGGACCGGGCAUGGGAUCUGGAAUGGGCCCGGGCCCAGGUAUGGGUCUGGGCCCUGGCACGUUGGGCCCACAAGGCAUGGGGCCAGGCCCGCAGGGCGGCAUGGGACUCGGCAUGGGGCCCGGCAUGGGGCCCGGCAUGGGACCUGGCAUGGGGCCAGGCAUGGCGCCCGGCAUGGGGCCCGGCAUGGGGCCCGGCAUGGGACCCGGCAUGGGGCCAGGCAUGGCGCCCGGCAUGGGGCCAGGCAUGGGACCUGGCGUUGGUAUGGGCGGUCGGGGCGGUGGUGCCAUGGGCAGCGGGCCUAUGGGCGGCCAUGGCCGGGCAGGGCCGGGUGGGGUGGCCGGAAAUAAGGGGCCGGGCAUGGGCCCCGCUGGUGGCCGCGGUCCCGCGCAGGGCGGCCGCGGCUCAACGCCAGGCGGUCGUGGCGGGUCCAUGGCUGGUCCGGGAGGCAUGGCUGAGGGGCAGAUGGGUCCGCCGGGGCCGGGAGGGCUCAUGCGGAUGGGCGGUCGGGGUCCGAUGGGUGGGCCCAUGGGCAUGCCAGCUCGUGGUGGGAUGCCAGGGAUGAUGGGGCGCGGACCAGGGCCGAUGGGCCGCAACGGCAUGGGCCGCGGAAGGGGCGGACGCGGCUGAGGAGAUGAGCUGCGGCAAGAGUGCACGUUACAAGGCAGGUACUGGGGCAUCACGGCAGGCAUAUGAGCAGGGCCAGCCUGCAUGCUCAGGGCUUGUUAAGCGCUAGGGCGGGGAGCUCAACGCUGAUAGGUGAACAUGGGUGGGGUUAUAGGCAAGAUGCUGGGCUGGCCAUAUAGCGUAGCGUGUAGGUUCGGUGGAGGCGAGCUGCCGUACAAUUGGGCGGGACAAGCCAGGUGUCUGGUAGCAUUCCUACUACAGGCUAGGCCCUGCUACUUGACCUGAGUGUGUGAUGGGACAGGGUUUAGGCAGGUUGGCGAGGUCCCGUAGGGUGUAGCUGACGCCCAUACCCCAAGCAGAGUCACGUUUGGACGUCACUGUUGUUGCGACGGGCAAUGCUUGAUUUCUAGGGGAACUGCGCUGACUCUUGGUAAGGGCACGGAGGUGAGGCCAGAUGCGACCGUGUGGUGUCAGAGUCCCUUGCGCGCGGCUUGGUUAGCGCUUGACGGAGACGGAUCAUACUGCUGGUUGAGCGCACGUAGGGCGUCUAUUGCUGUACCUGCCGUUGUGUGUCGGUCCGUUGUUGCUUUCAUCCUGUUGACACCUUGGUUGACACCUGAUCCACCCUCCCUGGUGCCGCUGCGGCUUGGCGUGCCGCGCCGAGGUAGGGCCUGGGUGCGACUGACGUGAACUAGCAUGCCUACGUACGCGCGACAUACAGGAGCCUGUAGCAGCGUCGGCCGCUCGCACACGGUCAACAGGGCGACCGGGACUAGUUGUCACGUGGGCGUGUGGCUAUUGGCGGCCCUGGUGCUGAGUGCUUGCUGCGAGGCCGUAGCUGUGAGGCGGCGACGUAUCGGGGCUGGUACCAAUGCUAAUACUGUCAGGCCGCAGCACUGCAUCAAAGAGGCAACCUUGGGGCCACUAGCUGUUGUUUGUGGCGACAGCCGUGAGGCUGUUUACCGCUACAUGGUGAUGAGGAAUCAGGGGAUAAUGGACGCUAGCCUGUGAUAGUUCGGACACGUUGUAGAGCCCGGUGAAGGGUCAAAUCGAGGUACGAUGCCUGAGGCCUGAGGGGCCAGGAGUGUUCACGACCGACGUGUACCGUACCACCACACAGGCACGAGGCACCCCAAAGCAGAGACUUUGGUUGCCUGGCGCGAGACCUCGUGUCAUAUGUCGGCCAGUACAGAAUUGACGAGCUGCACACCUGCACCGAUUAGAAGUAGACAACAGGUUGCGCCAUGCGCGCUCAGUUGCUGCUACCGGCAAGGUGCGUGACUCGUGACCACUCCGCCGCAAAUUCUACUGCCGAGGGUUCGGCGCUGACCUGGGGCCAGGGCCAAACGGAUGGGGGCUAUCCAAGUUAUGUGAACUACAGUUCAGUUCCGGCCACAUCUUAUGCAACACCUCCAC